Harpegnathos saltator (Jerdon's jumping ant) is the source of this 2704-nucleotide messenger RNA. RefSeq names its product Amt-2-like protein (gene Amt2l). Gene Ontology annotation, molecular function: ammonium channel activity. The record is from RefSeq and is a predicted model, not a curated record. Gene Ontology annotation, biological process: ammonium homeostasis; ammonium transmembrane transport. NCBI's taxonomy places the organism in Eukaryota, Metazoa, Arthropoda, Insecta, Hymenoptera, Formicidae. Gene Ontology annotation, cellular component: plasma membrane. The coding region runs from base 634 to 2673 and encodes 679 amino acids. The transcript is spliced from 3 exons.
UACCUCGAAGCCGGCGGAUUAGCUCUGAUUAGAUUGGUUCGUCUGGCAAGUUUGUCUGGCGAGUUUGCGCUGGAGAGAGUGCCAAGCGAGGAGUCUGCCGGCAGUUGUGACGUUGAUGCGAUGGUGCUUCCUGUCGCUUGCUUGAUUGUAUCUUCCGGCUACGGUCCGUCAGCUGAGCCAAGAGGACGCUUUUACCUCGAUGAGUUUCGCAAAGUAUCCCAGCGCGUACAAAUAGGCAAAUUCGUUCUCCCGGAGCAACUCUCCCGGAAGAUACGGUCCUCCGCGUCGCGAGACUCGUCAGGGUAAAGGUGCCGCGCGCGAAUGUUUAUCCACCGAUCCUGCUUCGAAGCGGUUGCACAACACUCGUUUGCGCGGUUUGCGCGCGAGUUUCGUGUUUUUCCCGAGGCGCGCGCCCGAUCUCGAAACAGCAGACGGUCGUGUUUCGCGGCUGCACGCUGUUUCGUUCGCGAGUUUCUUCGACCACGGGUCUAACCUAACGGGGCGAGAUAACGUCAAUCUCGCGCGUGCGAAAUGCACACAGUCCCGAAGCACAGCUCCGUCACAGCGAGCGGCAUGAUAACGUGACGUGCCAGAAGCCAACUUCCAGGUCGAUCUCUCGCGACAAGCAACAGCAUGUCGUACGUCGCCAAGGACUACUUUUACGCGGAGAACUACUUCGACUACGCGGUUCAGCUGCGCUCGCUCAAUAACUACACCAGCAGCGACCCGGCGGCGCACGUCGGCCACUGGAGCUCGUUGACCCGCCUCGUCCUGGUGAUCCUGACGCGCGUCGGCUUCGUCCUCGUCCAGAUCGGCAGCGUGCCGGUGAACAACGUCAACCUGAUCCUCCUGCAAAAUGUGGUCGAUCUGUGUUGCGUCACCGUCAUGUACUUCCUCAUCGGCUUUCUCAUCGCCUACAACGGCGACCUCGCUGGUGUCGUCGGUCAAGGUCGUUGGAUCGGCGACGCGACAGUCGACAAGGACAGAGCGAUCGUAGGCUGGCAAGCGGUGACGGUCGCCUCGGCGAUCUGCACCACCGCCGUCGUCGGCAGGAUGCACACACUGGGCUACUUGCUGAUGGGUGUCGUCCUGGCGGGCUUGACACAGCCUCUCCUCAUCCACUGGGCCUGGACCGCGGACGGCUGGAUGACCGAGAGCGAGCUGGCCGACAGGAGAGUCGACUUCAGGGACUACGCUGGCGCGGCUGUGGUCCACGUGGUCGGCGGACUCUCCGGUCUGAUCGGAUGCGUCGUCCUUGGCAGAAGGAUGCUCAGGCUGAGGGACCUGGACGGCGCGAGUAUCACCGCGGGCUCCGCCGGAACGGUCUUCGGCGGGCUCUUACUGAUUUUCGUCGGACUGCAAGGUUUGUGCACGAGCGCGCACAAUCGCUCGCGAUUCCGCGCGCUCGGCGAGCGAGAUCCGUCCCACGCCUACGUCAACAAUCUGCUGGCCGCCUCCUCGUGCUCGCUGCUGGUCGUGGCCUUGCACUUCCUGCUCAGCCGGGAGACCUUCGGUCAUUGGACGGUAAUGCGCUGCGUUCAGGGGACGAUCGCCGGUGUGGUCGCGGUCUCGGCCGCGGCGAACGAUUACUCGCCGCAAGCGGCGCUCGGCUUGGGUUGCCUGGCGGGCGGGGUGUUCUACGUGGUGUCCAGACAGGUGUUUCGCAGCGCCUUGGAGGACUACUGCAACGUCACAGCUCUGCACCUGGUCUGCGGGAUCCUCGGCAGCCUCGUCGCGCCGAUCUGCGCGGCGCGCGCCGACGAGGACGUCACGACGAUGCUGUUGAAUUUCUCCUGGCAACUGAUUUGUCUGCUGACGUUGCUCAGCAUGGUCGGUGCUACGAUGUUGUCGCUCUUCGGCCUACUGCGGUGUUGCGGCGCGCUACGCAACAGAUCGGAGUGCCUGAAUCACGAGCGGGCCAACGCUGCGAUUGACAGGGGCCCGCCGAGGUCGUUCCUGCAGAGACUCUUCUUCCCCGACAGCGGCUGCCUUUACCUGCAACCAGGCGCGACCGCUGGUGCUGGUGGUCGACCAAGCGUCGGCUCCAGCUUCUGGAAGUAUCAGACGGAGAUGGACAAGCUCGAGGACGGCGAGCCCGUCGCUGUGAGCGGGCCGGUUGUCCAAGCUAAAGAGAACUCGACGCUCGAGGCUCAGGCACCAGGAGUAAAAGCGAAGAAGGCGAGACAAGUGCAUACUUUGUCAGCGAGUUCUCCUGUGUUCGUGGAGGAGUUAGGAGGCGGCACCGGCGAGUCGGUCAAUUACAAUCUGUCGGGGAUUGGGAAGAAAUUGUUUCUUGGACGAGGUAUCAGAUGUGACUUGGAUCCCAUUGAAGAGACGGACGAGGAGGAGGAUUCGAAGGAAUCCGAAAUCACGGAAAGCGCCUACAACGGUCAGGACAAUCGUGGGUCAACAUUGACGAAGAACUUCAACACACUCGAAGAAUCCAGAGACCCGAGAAAUUAUCAGCUACGUCGAACGGCGAAAUUGACGAACCUGCACCACGAAUUUGCCCGGGAAGAUUUCAAGGUCGUGCUGGGAGCGAGACGGCUGGACUCCUCGUCCAGCGAUUCGUGCGACGAAGACGGCGCCGUCGCGAGAACGCUGGACUUGAACGAAUCUGCGAAAAGCGUCGAGGCGACGAGCAACGACUCGUCGUUCUACAGCGGGCAUUGACGCUCUAUUAAUCUCUCCUUCUCUCUCUCUC